AUUUCAAAAGGGCCCUCUUUUAAGCCCAUAAUAGUUGAGCCCAAUCCUGAAUGGGUUCGUCUCCUUUCGUGUUCUCAUUUUGGGGGAAGCCCUAAAUUUGGCUUUAAUCUAAGAGUCCACAUCGAAACCUGAUGAUACAUCCACAUGGAAACACAGGACCUUCCCCAAGAUCCUUCUGAUAACCCUAACGAUGUCGUCUCGGACGAAUCAUCGCCGGAAACUGAUCUCACGCUCUCUCCAGUCCCUCCUGAAAGCCACCCUCAGGAUUCCCAACUCUCACCGGACAACCACUCGCCCGGCAACCCCUCCCCACCUCCCCAAAAUGAACCUCCCGUUUCGGACUCUCUCGAAGAUUCCUCCGAACCAAUCCCCGAAGACCCUCUUGAUGAGAGGUCCCGAAACCCCAUUAACCCUGCCGAACCAGGCCCAACGGAGCAAGGUCCUCCGACCAAGAAACGGCGCCGUAGAAAGAAGUUCUUCACGGAGCUGAACGGUACUCCAUCAGUGGCCAAGAAUCGCCGCGCAGACCUCGCCAAAGAGGUCGACAUCGAAGCUUUAAUCGCCAUUUCAGUAGGCUUCCCUGUAGACUCGCUCACAGAGGAGGAGAUCGAAGCCAACGUUGUUCCCACCAUCGGCGGCGCCGAGCAAGCCAACUACAUCGUCGUUCGAAACCACAUUCUUGCUCGCUGGAGGUCCAAUGUGUCGGUUUGGUUGACACGCAACCACGCGCUAGAGUCGAUUCGGUCCGAGCACAAAGGCCUAGUAGACGCAGCUUACAACUUCCUUCUGGAACAUGGCUACAUCAACUUUGGGCUGGCGCCGGCGGUUAAAGAAGCAAAAUUGAAGUCCUUUGAUGGGGUUAUGAGGGGCAAUGUGGUUAUUGUUGGGGCUGGUUUGGCCGGUUUAGUAGCGGCGAGGCAACUGGUGUUUUUGGGGUUCAAAGUCGUGGUCUUGGAAGGUAGAGCUAGGCCAGGAGGGCGCGUGAAGACUAAAAAGAUGAAGGGCGAUGGCGCCGAGGCCGCAGCGGAUCUCGGUGGUAGUGUUCUCACGGGAAUAAAUGGUAAUCCACUGGGUGUUCUUGCUAGGCAACUGGGGUUACCUCUGCAUAAGGUGAGGGAUAUAUGCCCACUUUAUCUGCCGGAUGGGAAAGCAGUGAACUCCGAGAUUGAUUCUAAGGUAGAGGUUUCUUUUAACAAGUUGUUGGAUAGAGUCUGUAAGCUUAGGCACACAAUGAUAGAGGAAGUUAAGUCCGUUGAUGUUUCACUGGGGACUGCCCUGGAAGCUUUUCGGCGCGUUUAUAAUGUUGCCGAAGACGCACAAGAACAAAUGCUUUUAAAUUGGCAUCUUGCUAAUUUGGAGUAUGCAAAUGCUACUUUGAUGUCGAAUUUGUCGAUGGCGUAUUGGGAUCAGGAUGAUCCUUAUGAGAUGGGGGGCGAUCAUUGCUUUAUUCCCGGAGGCAAUGAGACCUUUUUAAGGGCUCUUGCGGAGGACCUCCCUAUUUUCUACGAAAGGACUGUGGAAAGUAUUCGGUAUGGAAGCGAUGGGGUAUUGGUUUAUGCUGGUGGGCAGGAGUUUCGGGGGGACAUGGUUUUGUGCACGGUGCCAUUAGGUGUGCUGAAGAAGGGGUCAAUUGAAUUUGUGCCUGAUCUCCCACAGAGAAAGAAAGAUGCUAUACAAAGACUAGGAUUUGGGUUGCUCAACAAGGUUGCUAUAUUGUUUCCUUAUAAUUUUUGGGGUGGAGAUAUUGACACUUUUGGGCAUUUGACUGAAGAUCCUAGUAUGAGAGGGGAGUUCUUUCUUUUUUAUAGCUAUUCUUCUGUAUCAGGAGGCUCUCUCCUGGUUGCUCUUGUGGCAGGAGAGGCUGCUAUUAGGUUCGAGCUGAUGUCUCCAGUGGAGUCUGUGAGAAGGGUGUUGGACAUAUUAAGAGGGAUUUUCAAUCCCAAAGGAAUAGCUGUUCCUGAUCCUAUUCAGGCUGUCUGCACUCGCUGGGGAAAGGAUAACUUUGCCUACGGCUCUUACUCGUAUGUUGCAAUAGGGUCUUCGGGAGAUGAUUAUGAUAUACUUGCAGAGAGUAUUGGGGAUGGGAGAGUGUUCUUUGCUGGAGAAGCAACUAACAAACAGUAUCCAGCAACAAUGCAUGGAGCUUUCCUCAGCGGGAUGAGAGAGGCUGCAAACAUGUUGAGAGUAGCCAAGAGGAGGUCAUUAGUUUUGGUUGAUAAACUGAAUGAUGUUGUUAGUGAGGAAGGUGAUGAUUUGGACAAAUUAUUUGAUACCCCUGACCUUAAAUUUGGUAGCUUCUCUGUUUUAUUUAACCCUACUACUAGUGAUGUUGAUUCUCAUUCAUUAUUGAGGGUGAACUUUGGAGGGGAAAAGCUGGACUAUGGUAGUCUCUCUCUCUAUGGCUUGAUUCCAAGGAAGCAGGCUACAGAGCUGAGUAAGGUUGAUGGAGAUGAGAACAGGAUUAGUAUGUUAAAUAAGGAUUUUGGAGUGAGGCUGGUUGGAAUAAAUGGUUUAUACAGUGCUGGCGAAUCUCUUAUUACCCUCAUAAAGUCAGCUAGAUCCCACCUAAGUGAGGAAGCGUGAUGCUGCAUGGUUCUCUUAAUAACAGUACCUUUAGCACCAGGUCCAGUCAUUCAUUUUGAAUCCCGUGGCCCGUAGAAGCCGAAGGAGAUCCUAGUGGACUGUACCAAAUGAUACAGAAGUGAAUCUACAUAACUAGAGUUAGCGGAUUCGCUUACCGUUAUCCAUCGUUGUAGCUGUGGAAUUUAUGGACUAAACAGGACUCGCAACUGGAAAGCAAAAGAAAACAGAAUAUCAUGUUGACCCAAAACGAUAACAAAAAUAUAAAGGCAUAUCAUAAAAACGGAAAAAAAAUGGAUCUGCCGGGCAGCAUAUUAACUCGACCAUAUCAUGUGUACAGCAAAAUAAAAAGGGUUUUAAGUUUUAGAUUAAAUUCUCCGCGGGCUAUUCCAAUCGGAAUUGUAUUAGUAUUUUUUGUUUUUUUGUUUUUGGGUAUAUAGGAAUCGUAUUAGUUAUUUUUCCUUUUUUUGGUACAAUAAUUGUAUUGGUUGUUGUUGACAAUAAGCACAAGGACAUUUUUGUAUUUCAGACUGAUCAUUCAUAAUUUUG
Molecule: messenger RNA, 3129 nt
Organism: Ziziphus jujuba (common jujube)
Lineage: Eukaryota; Viridiplantae; Streptophyta; Magnoliopsida; Rosales; Rhamnaceae
Product: lysine-specific histone demethylase 1 homolog 1
Exons: 2
Coding region: 145-2583 (812 amino acids)
Cellular component (GO): nucleus
Molecular function (GO): oxidoreductase activity; protein binding
Source: RefSeq, a predicted model, not a curated record